AGCUAUAAUGAGCCAAAGUAUAAGACAUUCAUUUGACAACUGACAGUGCUCCCAAUUAGUACAUUUCUUCGGACUACAAAAAAUGAAGGUCUACAUAUUUUGUCUUGCACUUUUCGGAGUGGCAUUUGGUGAAGUGGCAAAGUUCACAAGAUGCGAUGAAUCCAACGACGACAUUUGCGAGGUGAAAGAAGUCCGUGUGACUCCUUGCAACGCCGGCGCAGCGACGUGUGCUCUCACACUUGGAAGCGAGUCGAGCAUCGAGUUUGAUUUUGUCCCCAAGUUCGCCGCAAGCCAGCUAACAUCGACCUUGUUCUGGGCGUCCCCCGGAGGAGACGUGCCGUUCAGCGAGUUCUCUAACGUCGCGGCCUGCGCCUACACCAGCUGUCCGACUCAGCCCGACGUGCAGCAGCAGCUAGCCUACAGCUUGCGCCUCAGCAAGAAACUGCCUACCGGUAAAUUCACAUUCAAAUGGCAGCUGUGGGACGCAAACGACAAGUCCAAAAAGUGUUGCUUCAAGACCAAUGUCAAGCUUCUCAAAGACAGAAAAACACAUAAAUAGACAACACACAUACAUGCGGCGUGCGAUGACAUUAUAUAAAAAAUAUUAUAAUUAUUAGCAACAGG
Molecule: messenger RNA, 624 nt
Organism: Bicyclus anynana (squinting bush brown)
Lineage: Eukaryota; Metazoa; Arthropoda; Insecta; Lepidoptera; Nymphalidae
Product: MD-2-related lipid-recognition protein-like
Exons: 4
Coding region: 83-559 (158 amino acids)
Source: RefSeq, a predicted model, not a curated record